CUGGAGGCCAGUGAACAUAUAUCAAAAAGAUGCAAAAAUUGUGAAGUCAUGGAGUUGAGACUUAGAUAUUACCAGGAUAGACUCGACUGUAUGAAACACUCGAAUGUUGAACUAAGUAAAAAGAUGCAUGAAAUGGACGAAAAGAACGAAAAAGUCAUGUCGAUUUUGACCACAAUAAUAGAAGCAAAAGUGAGUAAUAUUGUAUGUUCUUUGUUAAAAUGA
Messenger RNA from Parnassius mnemosyne (clouded apollo), 222 nucleotides. Lineage: Eukaryota; Metazoa; Arthropoda; Insecta; Lepidoptera; Papilionidae. The record is from the annotation of a GenBank genome assembly.